AUGUAUACCACAUCUUCUCUCUUCCUCCAUACCCUAGCCCAGGUCGGCAUUACUCAUGCAUUCGUUAACUGGGGCUCCGACCACCCUGCACUCCUCGAAGACCUCGAGCGCCAACGGGUCGACCAUGGAGAUACCGUUGUCGAAAUAAUCACUUGCCCCAAUGAAAUGGCUGCGUUGAGCGCAGCACAGGCAUUUGUACAGGUUACGAACACGCCCGCUGCAGUCAUUGUACAUGUCGAUGUCGGAACCCAGGCUCUUGCUGGUGCCGUCCAUAACGCGAGCAGAGGAAAGGUUCCCAUCCUGGUGUUUGCUGGUGCAUCCCCGUCUACUGUCGAAGGAGAGUUGAAGGGGUCGAGGAAUGAGUGGAUUCAUUGGAUGCAAGAUAUACCUGACCAACCUGCCAUUGUCAGGCAAUACAUGCGUUUCACUGCACAGAUCAACGCACCUGAAAAUGUCCCUCAUCUUGUCAGACGUGCCCUCCAAAUUGCCACAAGCGAACCAAAAGGUCCGGUAUAUCUCUGGGCACGCAGAGAAGUACUAGAAAAGGAGAUCGAUGAAUCACUUUUCAACGCUCCAGCAUCUUUCUACAGAUGGCCUUCAAUCGAGCCAAGCGGGCUCUCCCCCUCAGCCGUGAACGUAAUUGGCGAUGCCCUGGCUCAUGCAAACAACCCGCUUAUCAUCACGUCAUACAUUGGACGGAAUCCUGCAGCCGUAGCUGCCCUGGAGAUGCUUUCCCGGCUGAUGGCUAUCCCUAUAUUCGUGACUUGCCCUAGCGCUACCAACGUCUCUCUCUCGCAUCCAUUCUUCGUGGGCGUUUCCUUCCUCGCACCUGGCACACACACUCCGCUGCUCAGCACAGCAGAUGUAAUCCUCGUCAUAGACGCAGAGGUGCCAUGGAUCCCAAUGAACAAAAACAAUCAAGGCAACUUCGAGCGCCCCAGCGAUGAAGCUCGCAUCUUCGUAAUCGACUCUGGCGACCCUCUUAAGGAAAACAUCGGCAUGGAGCACGUCGCCGGCGUCGCAGAGCUUGUUUGCUGUGCCAGUGCCGACGUCAUGCUUUACCAACUCCUGAACUCCGGGCGCACAGGCGCGGCGACAGGAUUCUACACGCGUUCUAAGAACAUACAGGCAAAGCACGAUGCGUUUAUUGCAGACAUGCGUAACGCAGAGACACUCACGUCCGAACCGAAUGUGCCGUAUUUGCCCUCGCGCAUCUUUGGGGCGCUGCGUACGGCGGUGGAGAAUAAGGUACCGCACCCUGCGAGCACGCUUUACCUUAACGAGACCAUCAGUAACUACCCGCUUUCAUGGUCACACCUGCAUCCCGACACACCUGCGGGCAUGUUGAGCUCCGGCGGCUCGUCACUCGGCUGGGCAUUGGGUGCGGGGGUUGGUGCGGUUCUAGGAGGCGUAAAUGCGAGAAAGGGCGCAGGGAAGGUGGGAUACGAGCUGGUAGUGAGUGUGGUGGGUGAUGGCACGUUCUUGUUUGGGGUGCCUAGCAGUGCGUUCUGGAUGGCGAGGCGGUAUGAAACACCCUUCCUGACCAUCGUUUUGAACAACGGGGGCUGGAAAUCACCAAAACUCUCCAUGAUGGGUGUGUACCCCGAGGGGUAUGGCUCUAAGGCUACUGGCAACCAGCUCACUGUGGGUUUCGGGCCUGCCAUGCCAGAUUAUGUGGGUAUCGCGGUAGCUGCGACCGGGGGAUGGGCGUGGGGAAAACGCAUCGCAGCGGGUGAUCCCCUGGAGGAGACGAUGGCGGAAGCUGUGCGAAUCGUUGUCGAAGAGCGGCGGUGUGCGAUUGUGGAGUGUGUAUUGGAGAGUAUUUGA
Messenger RNA from Suillus subaureus, 1827 nucleotides. RefSeq names its product thiamine pyrophosphate enzyme, N-terminal TPP binding domain-containing protein. Gene Ontology annotation, molecular function: flavin adenine dinucleotide binding; thiamine pyrophosphate binding; acetolactate synthase activity. The coding region runs from base 1 to 1827 and encodes 608 amino acids. Gene Ontology annotation, biological process: L-valine biosynthetic process. The record is from RefSeq and is a predicted model, not a curated record. The transcript is spliced from 6 exons. Gene Ontology annotation, cellular component: mitochondrion; acetolactate synthase complex. NCBI's taxonomy places the organism in Eukaryota, Fungi, Basidiomycota, Agaricomycetes, Boletales, Suillaceae.